Messenger RNA from Alosa sapidissima (American shad), 1087 nucleotides. RefSeq names its product iron-sulfur cluster assembly scaffold protein IscU-like. Gene Ontology annotation, cellular component: cytoplasm; mitochondrial matrix. Gene Ontology annotation, molecular function: 2 iron, 2 sulfur cluster binding; ferrous iron binding. The record is from RefSeq and is a predicted model, not a curated record. The coding region runs from base 59 to 550 and encodes 163 amino acids. Lineage: Eukaryota; Metazoa; Chordata; Actinopteri; Clupeiformes; Clupeidae. Gene Ontology annotation, biological process: iron-sulfur cluster assembly; intracellular iron ion homeostasis. The transcript has 5 exons.
CUAUGGCUACAUCAUCCCCUGUAGAACUAGUUUAGCAGUGCGUCAUUCACUGAAGAACAUGGCGAACGUUGUGAAGAAGUGUGUCUCUCCUUUAGUUCUGCUCAAUAGGAGGCUUUCUACUCCAGAUCUACGAGUACAGUCUGCUUACCACAAGAAGGUGGUGGACCACUAUGAGAACCCUCGUAAUGUGGGGUCGCUGGACAAGAAUAACAAGAAUGUGGGCACAGGACUGGUCGGUGCACCAGCCUGCGGUGAUGUGAUGAAGCUUCAGAUUGAAGUGGAUGAUAAGGGGAAGAUUAUUGAUGCUCGCUUCAAGACCUUUGGGUGUGGAUCAGCUAUUGCCUCCAGUUCCCUAGCAACGGAGUGGGUGAAGGGCAAAUCUGUUGAUGAAGCUCUGAAGAUCAAGAACACUGACAUUGCCAAAGAGCUUAGUCUUCCCCCAGUGAAACUUCACUGCUCCAUGCUGGCAGAGGAUGCCAUCAAAGCCGCUCUUGCGGACUACCGGCUCAAGCAGAGCGACGAGGAGAAGGCUGCCAGUGCCAGCAACUAAGUGGAGCAGCGGUUGUAUUAGGGGUUAUGGUCUUUCGCCCACCCUCUCUCUGUGUCUCACCCUGCAGCACCAACUUACUACGUCUGUAGCGCAGUCUUCUUACCCAGGCAGAGACCACAUACAGUGCAUACCAGUACUCUUCAGCCCUUUGUCACCGUAGCCUGUCUAUUAAACGCACAAAUGAAAGCAAUUCACCGUCAGGUUGCGAUGGGUACAAAAACAAGUUGAGCCUUAUUUUCUUGCAGAGGAGAUCGUAAAGAGGGUAUCAGUUCAGUGCCGAGUUUUGUGUGGGAGGUCUGUGUCUUGAUUAUGUUGUGGGUGUGUGUGGAGUGUGGUUUCAGCCAUUAAGUGGCGCUGUGUGGUACUCCUGGCAGAUGGCUCAAGGAGUCUAAAUGAGCGGGAAUUGGAACUGAGCUCUCAGUAUUAAGUGCUGGAGGAUAUUGAGGUGGAUUACAUUGUAUAUUGUGAACUUAGUAUAUUUGCUCCCUGAUUGUGACAGCCUGAUAUUAUGGACAAUAAAGUAAAAUGUGUAUAUCA